UAGGCUAAGUGUGUAGCCGUGGAGCAGACGCCUGCCUGCCUGCCUGCCUUCGGUGGCUAGCUAGCUAGCUAGCUGGUUAGCGAGCGACUCCCUGGCUGCUUCGCCGCUUUUCCGGAUAACAACACUGAAAGCGAAAACCAGACGACGUUGCUUUUGUAUCCAUGUUGGUACGGCAUUGAUGGUUACGUUACAACAAUGUGGUUCAGGGAUCCAGUCAGCUGCGGUGGAGGGUUUAAAAUGAAAGUAAACGAACAGGCUCGUGUCACCUUGCCAGGCAUUGUUUGAAAAUGCUUUGAUGUUUGUGUUUACAUCGGAGUCCGAGGAUGGUUCAGCCCCAACCUGACGGUCCACUGCAGUGGGACAUGUCAGGAGAGGAUAGUGGGGGGGCUCUCAGGGUCCCACCAGAGCUGGCAGCCAAUGACGUGGUCACCAGGUUGCUUGGAGACAAUCAGCAGCUUCGAGAGGCCUUGAGGCGUAGCAACCUGGCCUUGCGGCAGCGCUGUGAAGAGAUGGAGGGAUGGCAGCGAAAGACGAGGGAGGAUCGGGAAUUUCUCAGUUGUCGUUUCCAGGAAGCCAGGGCCCUGGUGGAGAGGUUGGCCCAAGAGAACCAUUCUUUACAAGGCCUGGUGAAUGGACCAGCCUCCUCAUCUAACCACUGCUGUAGCGCCAGCCAAACCGAAGGCCCUUUUCCAACAAAGAAUGGCCCUCUAGAUGCACCACAGAUGCUGGGUCAGCAGGCAAAGAAAACAGUAGAGGAAGCCGAUCAACACACACAGACAACACCCCCUCGUAGCUUGGGUGAUGCAAGUGUAUGUAGCUCCAUGAGUAGUGCCCUGCCAACCCCCCCUACCUCCCUUACAGAGGUAUCGGGGGGGUCAAUGGGCAGGGGAAAUGGCCAGCCCGUCGAUGGCGCGAGCGACUUCUCGCAAGUGAACAGCCACCGAGAAAAGAUUGAGGACACCAUGCGAGAGCUGAAAAAGAAAAACGAAGAGCUGGAAAGGCAGAGGGACGAGGGCGAAAAGGAGAGAGAGCGAAUGCGUCGCUGCAUUGAUCAGCUGGCGGCCAAACUGGCCCAGGCAAGCAGUGCUCCUGAGGAGGGUGGUCAACAUCGAACUGAAGCCCAGCACUCCUCUGACUGCUCUAGCCUGGCUAAACUCACAGAGCAGCUUCAGGCCACACAGGGCAGGUAUCGUGAGCUUGAGGUGAAGCUUGACUACCUGCAGAAGAGUUCUGCUCAGCGCGACAGAACGGAGGCUCUGCUCAAGCAAAAGGACAAGGAUUGCGAGACCCUCAAAGCUCAGGCAACAUCUCUCUUAGCAGAACUGAAUGAGAGGCAGAGCUGCCUGGACAAAAGUGAGCAAGAGCGGAAAAUGCUGGAGGACAAGUUGUGUAGUAAGGUGAAAGGCCUGCAGGUGGCAGAGCAAGAACUGGAGCAGCAGAGGAAUCAACAUCAUGUGAACAUGGACAGGCUUAUGUUGCAGAUUCAGAGUUUGGACCAAGCCCUGAAGACAGAAAGACAUGUUGUCACUGUGGAAAAGAAAAAACUGACACAGCUUCAGCAUGCCUAUACGUGUCUCUUUAGAGACUAUGAUUCGAAACUCAAGAGUGAGGGAGGAGAUGUGCGGAGACAAUUGGAGGAGGCAGAGCGAGCAUUGGCCCUAAAGCAGGACCUGAUUGAUAAGCUAAAGGAGGAGGUAGAGCAACAAAAAGGCUCACUGGAGACGGUUCCUGUCCUCACUGCACAGGCUGAGAUCUAUAAGGCAGACUUCCAUGCAGAACGAGAAGCAAGGGAAAAACUAAACCAGAAGAAAGAAGAGCUGCAGGAUCAGCUGAAUCAAGCGUUGGCUGAAAUUGAGAGACACAAACAGGAAGCCACAUCCCGGGCACGUAUGGAGCAGAUGAAGCUGAGACAUCAAGAGGACCUUCCAGCCCGAGUUCCACACAUUCCACCUCCACAAGGUGGAUUUUCUGCCGGAGCUUUCAACACGGCACCUCCUCCCUCCAUGUACCGCAAUCCUGGAUUGGUGCCGACUGGUGAUCAAGGUGCAUCAGGAGCGGAGGAUCUGCCAGAUUUAUGUUGUCCAAAGUGCCAGUACCAGGCUCCAGACAUGGACACACUGCAAAUUCAUGUCAUGGACUGCAUACAGUAACAGAACCAGAGUUCAUCUUACCUUCAACCGUCAUAAUCAUACAUCGACCAGCCAUACCGUUAUAAUCAAUGACAACUCAAUUGAAUAAUCUUGUCACCUUAUGGCUGUCGUACUUAUCAUUGGUUAUUUAUGACUUUUGUUGCCAUUUUGCCCUCAAAAGUUGAUAUUGAAUCAGAAUGUCUGUAGAAGCGGCUAAUACCUACCAUAUGGGAUCUGAGGAAAGAUAUCCAGUGAGCCAACAACAGGAUAAUGAGUGUGAAGUGUAAAUCACAAAUUUUGCACUUUUCAGCUGUACUUUUGCUCCACAGAAAGAUACUAAAGCACAAACAUUUAUUUCUUUUACGAAUUACAUCAUGUUUAGCUGAUUAGCCGUGCAGUAUUUGACCUCAGCACGCCUUUUCAUGCCUGAACAUUUAUGCUGUGCAACCAGAGUUUGACAUACUUUAGAUAUUAUUCGUAUUAUCAGGAUGGGGGCUAGUAAGCCUGGCAGUGCCACCGGCCACGCAAUGCCAAUCACCCUUGUAAUGAAUUGGACUGCAGGAAGAUAAGUUCCAACUGUUGACUUGACCUACAAAGUCCAUACACUUCAAUCCAAUGUUGGUCCUUUCAGAUGUACUGAACAGUCAGCGCCAACCUGACCUCACACAAACUUUGUAAGUGCUGUCAUUUUAAUGGCUUGGUGUCAUAACACCUCAUCAGAGGUCCUGCGGAGUCCAUGUCAGAACUUUUUGGCUCCUAUGCAGUAUUAUGCUGUAUUUUGUUGUGACAUGGCUGACCAGUGUAGACACAGUCUUUUCCCAGCUGGGUAAACAUUUUUGUAGCUGCACCUUACUUGUACUUAAUUCAACACCUUACAUCAUGUUAACCCUAUAGAAAUGUUUUAAACGACUACGAUGGAAUCAAGAUGUGCCAAAAAAAGGACUGUUCUUAUGAAUGAAAAGAAAUUAACCCAGCAUUUCAUUCCUUCUGAUCUGGUCCACCCAUUCACUUUCUUUUGUAGCUUUUCCAUUCUUCAGUUCUGUUCUUUUUCCCACUCUUCCCAGGUUCCGCCUCCUUUUCAAAUGUAAUUGCUUGCCAGAGACAUGACGAACAAGAUGCGCAUUUUUUACGGGGUUUGUAAACAGUCCCUGAUGCCUUUUUUUUUAUUUAGUUAAAUCUGCAGAGAUUGUGGGAUCAUAAAGCAGGUUUGGCUUAUGUGUGGAAUUUAAUGUUUGGUUUUAAUUCUGUCAUCCACUGUUAUUUAUCCAUAAAUCAAUUUUUCAAGUCGCUCCUCCUCACAAGGGCUGGGGGGUGCUGGAGCCCAUCCCAAUCUACUCCUUGUGAAAGGGGGACUACACCCUGAACUGGUCCCCAGACAGCCGCAGCGCGCACCGCUGUUAUAAAAUUGUUUAUCUUUAGACCCGAGAUGUUCGAAACAAAAAAAAAAAGUAAUUUUUCCAAUCGUCCUUGAAGGGUAAACAUGAGCGCAUAACCUAGUGAGCUUUAAAUUAAAAUGUAUAUACAAAAUAUGGUAUGUUUUGGUCAAUGUUGCAAGUCUGCGUUACCUCAAAACAUAUCUGAACUAGAGAUGGUUUAAGUCACUGAACAAAGUAGCUAUUCUCUAGGUACUGUCUGUGUAUACUGUUGAUUGCAUCACUGCUAUGUCACUGAGGACCUUGAUUGUGUAGUCUUCCCUGUAGCUAUCCAAUUAUCUGAAUGUAUAAACCAUUGAGGUUACCCCUUUUUUGUGAUUAUUGUCUGUAACGUUGGAUGCGCACUGUUGAUGUUCAGAAAAUUGUUGACAAGUUCCAAAAUAAACCAGAUGUUUAUUGGCUCA
Syngnathoides biaculeatus (alligator pipefish) is the source of this 3966-nucleotide messenger RNA. RefSeq names its product inhibitor of nuclear factor kappa B kinase regulatory subunit gamma (gene ikbkg). Gene Ontology annotation, biological process: positive regulation of canonical NF-kappaB signal transduction. Gene Ontology annotation, cellular component: cytoplasm; IkappaB kinase complex; nucleus. The record is from RefSeq and is a predicted model, not a curated record. Gene Ontology annotation, molecular function: K63-linked polyubiquitin modification-dependent protein binding. The transcript has 15 exons. The coding region runs from base 324 to 2150 and encodes 608 amino acids. NCBI's taxonomy places the organism in Eukaryota, Metazoa, Chordata, Actinopteri, Syngnathiformes, Syngnathidae.